AUGCCGGCGCUGCCUACCACAGGAACGGCUACAACAACGCUCAAGGCAACGACUACUACAAAUCCGGUGCUGCUGCUGACAAGAACAACGCCUACAGAUCCAACACCGAUGCUGCUGCAUCCGACAGACACGGAUACGACCACGCCGGUGCUGAUGCUGCCAACCUUUACAAUACUCGAAGCUGCUGCCGCCGACAGUGCCAACUCUGCCUACGCCAAGGACAACUACAGACGCAAUUACAACGACGCUGCCAAGAAACAUCAUCUGGUCAAGAAGUUCCACCACCGGAACAACGCCGGCGGUAACAACUACGAACGCCUCAACUACAACAGGAAGGACUACAAGGAUAACUUUGCCCAGAACGCUAACGCUGCCAACUCUAAUGCCAACAACUACGCUCAGAGGUAUUACAACGAUGCCGCCAACGCAGCAGCCCACAACAACGACAAAUACGCCGCCAACAACGCUGAUAACGCCUACAAAUACAAUGACGUCGCUCAGGCCGCCAACGGCAACGCUGCUAAGAAAUUGAACUACUACAGCCAGGACGCUGCUAAAGCUGCCGGAGACAGCAACAAUGCCGCUGCUUCUAAAUACAACGACUACAACAAAGCUGCUGGUGCCCGUGCCAACGUCCUCAACAACUACGCCCACGACAACUAUGGCUCCAAUGCCCGUGCCCAUUCUAACGGUCAUGGCGCUGCUACCAACCACGCCGCCACCACUCAACACGGAACCCCUACAACAACGGCUUUCGUGUUGGUCAAGGAGUUGGUAUCGGUAAUGGAGUUGGUGUCGGACAAGGAGUUGGUAUCGGUCAUGGAGUUGGUGUUGGACAUGGCGUUGGUAUCGGUCAUGGAGUUGGUGUCGGAAGGGAGUCGGAGGGUUCGGAGUAGGAAAUGGCGUCGCCGGCGUUGGAUUCGGCCGUGGCCUUGCUGGAGGUUUCGGAGGCGCUAA
This is a messenger RNA of Haliotis rubra (blacklip abalone), 957 nucleotides long. RefSeq names its product probable serine/threonine-protein kinase clkA. Bases 1 to 957 code for a protein of 318 amino acids. The record is from RefSeq and is a predicted model, not a curated record. The transcript has a single exon. Lineage: Eukaryota; Metazoa; Mollusca; Gastropoda; Lepetellida; Haliotidae.